This is a messenger RNA of Odocoileus virginianus texanus, 3335 nucleotides long. It is a transcript of the gene VBP1, whose product is annotated as VHL binding protein 1. Gene Ontology annotation, cellular component: extrinsic component of presynaptic endocytic zone membrane; synaptic vesicle; cytoplasm. The record is from RefSeq and is a predicted model, not a curated record. Gene Ontology annotation, biological process: clathrin coat assembly; clathrin-dependent endocytosis; microtubule-based process. Lineage: Eukaryota; Metazoa; Chordata; Mammalia; Artiodactyla; Cervidae. Gene Ontology annotation, molecular function: phosphatidylinositol-4,5-bisphosphate binding; SNARE binding; clathrin heavy chain binding.
GGUACAGGCUCAGUCAGCUGGCCGGAAGAGGAGGGGCCAGCUUUUGCUGCCAUUACCCUUGUGGCUGGCAGCCGGCGACGCACUUAUGGGGUCGUCUGCGUCCAAGGCUGCCCUCGCCGCAACCACCAACGAGCCCACCGAACCUGAGCCGAAACACUUGGCAGAUCUGAUUCAGUACAUAAAUGGAACAAAUAUGAGUGUUGUCCAUCUGGCUGAUAUUCUUUCUGAGAAAACUGGUAGCAGCAGCUGGGUGGUGGUGUUCAAAGCCCUGGUUACUGUCCAUCAUCUCAUGGUGUAUGGAAAUGAGCGUUUUAUCCAACAUCUUGCAUCGAGAAGUUCUUUGUUCACUUUACACAACUUUCUGGAUAAAAGUGUCAUAGAAGGCUAUACUAUGUCACCUUUCAUCAGACGAUAUAGCAAGUACUUGACUGAAAAGUCACUCGCAUAUAGACUGAUGGAGUCAGACAUCACCAAAACCAAGAGAGGGACAGAUGGUGUGAUGAGAACUAUGAACACUAAGGAGCUGCUGAACACUCUUCCAGUUAUUCAAGUUCAGUUUGACGCUCUUCUGAAUUUUAAUGCAAAUGCUGAUGAUCUAACUAAUGGUAUAAUACAUGCUGCUUUCAUGCUCCUCUUUAAGGAUUCUCUUCGCCUCUUUGCAGUCUAUAAUGAGGGGAUCCUUAAUCUGCUAGAGAAAUAUUUUGACAUGGGGAAGAGGCAAUGCAGGGAAAGUUUGGAUAUUUACAUCAAGUUCCUGGAAAGAAUGACCAAACUGGGACGGUUCCUUAAAGUUGCAGAGCAAGCUGGAAUUGACCAGAAUAACAUUCCAUAUCUUCCUCAGGCACCCUACAGUUUACUUGAAGCACUAAAACAGCAUUUGGCUUCUCUGAAGAACAAACAUGAUAUUCUACCUUCUUAUGGCAUGCAGCGUGCAUUGAUUCCCUCCAUACCAAACAAUCCAUUUGUGACAAACUCAGCAAGCAAAGUCUGGUUUUCAGCCCGCAAACGUUUUGAAGCCAGAGGGCAAAAUGAAAAAGUCAUAGCAAAUGACCUGGAUGGUUCAGUUGUUGGCCUUGUAGAAAAUCUUAACUUUGGAGAAAGUGCAGCUAACAGAUCUGACGUGAAUUGGUGUCAACCCUCAGAGAUGGAAAUGACCAGUGAAAUGAACUGGCAGUUGAGUAACUGCACCUGCAUAUCAACCAUCUGGGACCCAGUUUCUAUUCCUUCCAUCUCCUACAUGGUUCCAAUUCCAAUGAGACUCCCUUCCAUGAUGGCACCUCAAUACAUGAGUUACACUCAACCAAGCUUAAGGACCAGCAAGGCUUGUGCUGCAUCCAUAAGAAAUAACGAAGAUGUAGAUUCCUUCAUGAAACAGCCUGGGAAUGAGACUGCAGAUAUUGUACUGAAGAAGCUGGAUGAACAGUACCAGAAGUAUAAGUUUAUGGAACUCAAUCUUGUGCAAAAGAAAAGGAGGCUAAAAGGCCAGAUUCCUGAAAUUAAGCAGACUUUAGAAAUUCUAAAAUAUAUGCAGAAGAAAAAAGAAUCCACCAGUUCACUGGAGACCAGGUUCUUAUUGGCAGAUAACCUGUAUUGCAAAGCUUCAGUUCCUCCUACCGAUAAAGUGUGUCUGUGGUUGGGGGCGAACGUAAUGCUUGAAUAUGAUAUUGAUGAAGCUCAGGCGUUGUUGGAAAAGAAUUUAUUGACGGCCACAAAGAAUCUUGAUUCUCUUGAGGAAGACCUCGACUUCCUUCGAGAUCAGUUUACUACCACGGAAGUCAAUAUGGCCAGAGUUUAUAAUUGGGAUGUUAAGAGAAGAAACAAAGAUGAUUCUACCAAGAACAAAGCAUAAAGAUGGCAGUUAAAAAUGUGGUUCAGUUUUCCAAACAUGUUUAUGCUUAAAAGUUGGCAUAACUUUAAGUGAUUUUUAACAGCAAGAAUAAUUAAAACUUUAAAAACAGAUAAGCACCACUUUAUUUAUUUAUAAAAACAAAAUUAGUUGCAAAUAUUUUAUGAAACUUACAGUGUUGUUAUUUUAUUUUUUGCAUUUCCAACAAAGUAAAUGCUGCUUUCAUCAUUUUUGUUUGUUUGUUUGUUUGUUUUUCAUAAGGAAAGUCUUGGCCAAAAUGGCUAGAAACUGUGAGAUAUAUUAUAGAAGCUGAUUUCUGGACAGUUCAGCACAGUUUACUUUUUCUGUAUUGGCUGGUGUUAACUCUCACUUGUGAUAUGGUUAAACCAGUUUAGAGGUAGAAAAAACAGUUGAAAUAUUUGAAAAUUUGUUUUUCUUUAGUACACGUAGGGCUUUAUGGUCCUCUGUUGUUGUUGUUUGUCCUUUGUAAAUGGAGUUUCAUGAAUUACUGCUUAGUUAAUAAGUAUGUAAUAUUCUGUACUUUUAAGGAAAUGGCAAUUUGCAUUCCUAAAUAGUAAGAGGGCUAUUGAGAGGAUACGUUUUCUAACCCAAUAAAAGUACACAGAGCCUUUGCAAUGCCAACAUAAAGGAGAUCUUGGCCAACAUGAAAUAACAAAAUUACAUACUGAAAACUCUUGCCUGAGGUGAUUUUGUACUUUUUGACAGUUCUCCAAAGCAGCAAGACAGGAAUAUUAAGAUAAAUAUAAAUCUGCAGUGGUUUAAAAGAGUUGGGAGAUUUUUUAUUCAUGGUAAAACUUCGUAAGAGUGGUAGAAAAUCCCUGUGGAAAGCCAUUGGUACAGUGGCUAGUGCUGGGUGAUACAGAGUUCUGGUAAAAACACAAAUGUAUCAUUCCAUAUCCCUGUAGCAAAGAGUAUACUUGUACAGUGUUUUGUACUUGUAUUUCAUGAUAUUAAAGUAGUGAAGUUAACAAUUGUAGCCCAGCACCUUUAUCAUGUUAUUCUUUCUAAUUAACAUGGGUCUUUUGUAAAGUUUAUUUACUUGCAUGUAUAACUGGCCAUGUCCAGAACUUUUUAUGUUUGUAGAAAUAACAUAAAAUCCCUUUGGAAGGAAUAUAGAUAAGCAAGCAAUUCAGAAGUUAAAUCUGAGGGAUACCAAAGUUUCCUCUCAGGGUUUCUUUCAUAAGUUUAAAUUCCCGUAUUUUAGAAUUUGAGCUUUGUAAACAUCUUAAUAUAUUUUUAAGUGUUACUUUUUCCCCAGACCUUAUUAUGGUAAGUAUAUUGGUAUGAAGUGUUCCUGUUAACAGGAAUGACUUGGUCAGAAGAUCUUCCUUUUGUCUUCCUUUAAGUCCCUGAAAAGCUAAAUAGGAAUUUUAGGUUUUCUAAGCACAACAAAUAUUACCUAAGUAUGCAGUAUGUGUCAGAAAGAGUAUUAGGCUCUGAUAAUUAAAUAAAAGAUAUUUAAAUCUUG